Dama dama (fallow deer) is the source of this 658-nucleotide messenger RNA. Its product is annotated as trafficking protein particle complex subunit 3-like. Gene Ontology annotation, biological process: intra-Golgi vesicle-mediated transport; endoplasmic reticulum to Golgi vesicle-mediated transport. The transcript has a single exon. The coding region runs from base 92 to 496 and encodes 134 amino acids. Gene Ontology annotation, cellular component: TRAPP complex; cis-Golgi network membrane; cytosol. The record is from RefSeq and is a predicted model, not a curated record. NCBI's taxonomy places the organism in Eukaryota, Metazoa, Chordata, Mammalia, Artiodactyla, Cervidae.
UGAGCUCUUCACCCUGACCUACGGGGCUCUAGUUACCCAGCUCUGCAAGGACUAUGAAAAUGAUGAAGAUGUGAAUAAACAGCUGGACAAAAUGGGCUAUAACAUUGGAGUCCGACUGAUUGAAGAUUUCUUGGCACGGUCAAACGUCGGGAGGUGCCAUGACUUUCGGGAAACUGCAGAUGUCAUCGCCAAGGUGGCAUUCAAGAUAUACUUGGGCAUCACUCCAAGCAUCACCAAUUGGAGCCCAGCUGGUGAUGAAUUCUCCCUCAUUUUGGAAAAUAAUCCCUUGGUGGACUUCGUGGAACUUCCUGAUAACCACUCAUCCCUUAUUUAUUCCAAUCUCUUGUGCGGGGUGUUGCGAGGAGCCUUGGAGAUGGUCCAGAUGGCUGUGGAAGCCAAAUUUGUCCAGGACACUCUGAAAGGAGAUGGUGUGACAGAAAUCCGGAUGAGGUUCAUCAGGCGGAUUGAGGACAACCUCCCAGCUGGAGAGGAAUGACCACCCCCAGGACUUCAGGGUAGCCAGCAGGAGCACUUGCUGGAAUCAGAAAGCCUCAAUGCUCCUUCUGCCUUCGAGAAUUCAGUGACUCUUUGACGGGUGUUAUAUAUUCUUCUAACCUUGUUUCCAUUCUCUCCGUGUUAAUAAAGAGCAGACUGUGAA